AAUAUUUACUCGUAAUUCAAAAAUCCCCCAAAGCCCCUCUCUCUCUCUCUCGUUGAUUCAAUCGCAAAUUUGAAUCCUCCUCCUCGCUUUCACACCCACUCUGAAAAACAAUUUCUUCUUCAGCCCCUUCGUUACUUCAUACUUUGAAUGCAUUCGAUUCUUGUGAUAUAAACAACCUGUUUAAUCUCAACUUCAUCACCAAAUCCGCGUUUCAGAGGUCGCUACAGAAAUUCAGUGGCGAGUUUCGUAUCUGCCUUUGUAAGUGUACUAUGGAGGGUGUGUUGAUUGAGUGUGUACAGAGCAGUUUGCGACAUCUACUAUACCGCAAUGCUAUUUUCAUGUGCGAGCGGCUCUGUUCUGAGUUCCCCUCUGAGACAAACUUGCAAUUGUUAGCUGCAUGUUACUUACAAAGUAAUCAAGCUUACUCAGCCUACCAUAUUUUGAAAGGAACACAAAUGCCUCAGUCCAGAUACUUGUUCGCAAUAUCAUGCUAUCAGAUGGAUCUUCUCAAUGAAGCCGAAAUGGCAUUAUGCCCUUCUAAUGAGCCUAGUGCAGAGGUCCCAAAUGGUGCAGCUGGUCAUUAUCUUCUUGGGCUUAUAUACAGAUACACAGAUAGAUUGAAAAGUGCUGCUCAUCAAUUUAACCAAGCUUUAUCAAUAGAUCCUCUGUUAUGGGUUGCAUAUGAGGAGUUGUGCAAAUUAGGAGCUGCUGGGGAAGCAACAACAGUGUUUGGGGAAUCCGCUUCUGAAUGCAUACAAAAACAGUACAUAAGUCAUGACGUGGGCCCACAGCUGCAACAAGCAUCCAGUGAUGAUCAUAAUGUAGUUUCUGGUAGACAACAAGUGGCCGAAAACGUUAGUGCAAGGCAAUUAAGACAUUCGAAUGGCAGUAACAUUAAGGAUAAUAAUUCCUUAAAUCAUAAUGGAGCAGUUUUUUCCGGCAAUACUGUUGCUGCUGCUGCUAGCCAAUCCAAUAACGGCGUUCAUACUAGUAUAUCAUAUUAUAAUACUCCUUCCCCUAUGGCCACCCAGUUGUCAGGUGUGGCCCCACCACCAAUAUGUCGAAACGUGCUCCCAAGUGGUCCAACCUCAAGUUCUGUCGGUGCUGAUGUAUCCCCAAGAUCAACUGUCAAAUCUACCAUUCAAGCUCCUAGAAGAAAGUUUGUUGACGAGGGCAAGCUAAGAAAGAUAUCCGGAAGGUUAUUCUCGGAUUCCGUCCCUAGAAGAAGCACACGACUUGCUGGAGAAGGUGGACCCACGGCAAGUACAAGUGGGGUCGCUGUAGCUGCCGGAAACGGAACAUCUCACUCUUCUAAAUAUCCUACUUCUUCUAAGUUGGGCUCUGCAGCAUUUCGUUCUGUUACAGUUAGAAAAGGACAAUCUUGGGCUACCGAAACUUCCAAUGAAGGGGCUCGGUCCGAGAUUGAUGACUCACGCCUAAAUACUAUAGCAACCACUUCUGGUUCAUCCCCGUCGCUUGAUACUACUAGAUCUUGUGAGCAUGAUGGUUCAAUGGGCCGGAGUUCCACGAGUGUGUCAAAAGUUGGUACUGGCGCUUUAGAAGUAUUGUCCCUUUUGAAAAUCAUUGGUGAAGGUUACAGACUUUCUUGUCUGUAUCGGUGUCAGGACGCUCUUGAUGUAUUUCAGCAACUUCCUCUUAAGCAUUAUAACACAGCCUGGGUGCUCUCUCAGGUUGGAAAAGCUCAUUUUGAACUGGUUGAUUAUAUAGAAGCCGAGCGUGCCUUUAGCAAUGCUCGUUUGGCUUCUCCUUAUAGCUUAGAAGGAAUGGAUGUCUAUUCUACUGUUUUAUAUCACCUAAAGGAGGAUAUGAGGCUGAGUUAUUUGGCACAGGAGCUAAUAUCAACAGACCGCUUAGCCCCGCAGUCAUGGUGUGCAAUGGGAAAUUGUUAUAGCAUGCAGAAAGACCAUGAAACUGCGCUAAAAAACUUCCAACGGGCAGUACAACUAAAUUCAAGAUUCACCUAUGCUCACACGCUUUGUGGUCACGAAUAUGUGGCAUUGGAGGAUUUUGAAAAUGGAAUCAAAAGUUACCAUAAUGCCCUUAAGAUCGAUGCAAGACAUUAUAAUGCCUGGUAUGGUCUUGCAAUGAUAUAUCUUCGGCAGGAGAAAUACGAAUUUUCAGAGCAUCAUUUUCGAAGGGCCUUAAAUAUAAACCCUUGUUCUUCUGUUAUAAUGUCUUAUCUGGGGACAUCAUUGCAUGCAUUAAAGAGAAAUGAAGAAGCAUUAGCAAUGAUGGAGAAGGCUAUAAUAGCAGAUAAGAAGAAUCCGCUACCAAUGUAUCAAAAAGCAAAUAUUCUUGCGAGUAUGGAGGAUUAUGAUGGUGCUUUAGUUGUUCUACAAGAACUUAAAGAAUACGCUCCUCAUGAAAGCAGCGUUUAUGCAUUGAUGGGAAAGAUAUAUAAAAAACGCCUUAUGUACGACAUGGCCAUGCUUCAUUUUGGUCUAGCUUUGGAUUUGAAGCCUUCUGCAACCGAUGUUGCUACUAUCAAGGCUGCCAUUGAGAAAUUACAUGUACCAGAUGAAUUAGAAGAUAACUUGUAGAGCUCGAAUGCAAGUGGACUCGAACCGAUUUCUGUAAAAUACAUGCAUCAAGGGUUUUGAUACAACAGAUGUCAAGCCGAUCAUGGACUGAACCUCUUUAUAUCAACUCAGAGUCCUUUAGGUGUUAGAUUGAGGAGGAUGAUACAUGUAAUGUUAAAGAUUGAUAAUAUAAUCGUUUAGGCCAAUAUUGUUACCUUUUUUGUCCCAUUGAUAAUUUCCGUCUGUGUUAAUGACUAAACUCGUAGUAUAGUGUCAAGCCUUUCGAAC
This is a messenger RNA of Helianthus annuus (common sunflower), 2828 nucleotides long. Its product is annotated as cell division cycle protein 27 homolog B. Gene Ontology annotation, biological process: cell division. The coding region runs from base 270 to 2561 and encodes 763 amino acids. The record is from RefSeq and is a predicted model, not a curated record. NCBI's taxonomy places the organism in Eukaryota, Viridiplantae, Streptophyta, Magnoliopsida, Asterales, Asteraceae. Gene Ontology annotation, molecular function: protein binding. The transcript has 17 exons.